Messenger RNA from Nezara viridula (southern green stink bug), 1231 nucleotides. The record is from the annotation of a GenBank genome assembly. NCBI's taxonomy places the organism in Eukaryota, Metazoa, Arthropoda, Insecta, Hemiptera, Pentatomidae.
AAUUUAUCAUGUGUUUUUAUUCAAUUUCUAUUUCACGUUUAUGUUAAUGCAAAGAGAUUUCGAAAUAUAUUCUAAAUUAAAUAAUUAUAAGAAAAUAAUAAAAAUUAAAAAACAUGACUUACUUAAGUUGAACUGAAGAAGAAGAUUAGGAUAGAAGGUCGGCUUAAACUCGAUAUAUCGCUGCGAAGCGCGCCACUAUUAUCGAGUCAGCACUAUCGACUUUGGCCAAUCAAUAAGUUCAAAAUAUUUAGGUGAUUCGAUGGAACCAAUAUUCCGGAUAGAGCAAAAAAAAGAUACUGCCACGGGUUGUCUUAUAUUUCUGCAUGGCACAGCUGACUCUGGGCCACACAUAGGAGGGACCAUCAGGGCUCUUAAAGGGAGUAGUGCACGCUUUCCACAUAUCAAAGUAAUAUUUCCUACUGCAUCAUUGAUACCAUUUUCUGCUCAUGGUGGUCAGGAAGUAAAUACAUGGUAUGAUAUAUCAGAUUUCACUGAAGAUGCUGUUGAAAAUACAGAACACAUUGAAAAAUCAGCCAAAAGGAUUAUUAACAUUGUAAACAAUGAGAUUUAUUCUGGGAUCCCAAUGAAUAGGAUUGCUGUUGCUGGAUUCUCAAGGGGAGGUGCAAUGAGUUAUUACAUUGGAUAUUCCUACUUAGAAGGUUUGGCAGGUGUAGGGGUGAUCUCUUCUUGGCUUCCAAAGACAUCGUCAAUUUAUGAGAAAUUAAAGAAACCCAGUGGAAAUCUUUCUCCACUCUUCCAGGCUCAUGGAGAUCUGGACUGCUUAGUGAAACCUAAACUUGCGGAAGAUACAGUGAAUAUUUUUGAGACAGCUGGGGUCAAGACUCAGUUCAAAAAAUACCCAACCAUUGGCCACGAAUUUGAUCGGAGUGUUCUGGAUGAUCUGUAUCUCUUCCUUUACAAUGUUAUUCCUGAUGAGUAGACUCAAUCAUUAUACACAGAGAGCUACUUUAUUUUUAUUGAUAUGAUUCAUUAAGUUUUUUUAACAUAAAUAAUUGAAUCAUACUAAAUUUCUGAAGAGUGCCGAGUUUAUGAAUGUACUUUUAAAUAAUGGGCUGUAUUAUGAUUGAAACAAGUAUGAGCCUAUAACUAAAGAAAUAUACCAUCAUUUUUGAAGUAACUUGAUGCAUCUCAAUUUUCUAACUUUCCACAAGAAUAAAAAAAACUAGUCAAUAUUUAUUUAUAACUAUAAAAUAUAUGUAUUUUAUUUGGA